Molecule: messenger RNA, 13300 nt
Organism: Drosophila hydei
Lineage: Eukaryota; Metazoa; Arthropoda; Insecta; Diptera; Drosophilidae
Gene: Apoltp
Product: apolipophorins
Exons: 21
Coding region: 179-13189 (4336 amino acids)
Biological process (GO): lipid transport
Molecular function (GO): lipid carrier activity
Source: RefSeq, a predicted model, not a curated record
CGUGCAAAGCGGACGUUAGUUCACCUUCAAUAGCGUCGAGAAUCGAAAGUCAACAGGGUUUUGCGCCGUGUUAACCGGAAAUUACAAUUUUACUGCAGCUGUCCCAUGUGCGUGCUAAGCAUUUCGCCAAUAUAUAGAGCUUAAGGCAACGUUGGUACACAACCAGGCCACGCCCAUAAUGGGCGCAACCAAUUACAUGACGGCUAUAUGGCUGCUGUUGCUGAUCAUAGCAGAAAGUCAAGCAGCAAGAGAAAAUCCCCUUAAGGAUCCGCGAAUCUGUGGUCGCCCCCAAUGUGAGACGAUAAAUCCGAAAUUUGGCUAUGGAGAAAAGCUCUAUAAAUAUGACUAUACGGUUUCCGUGCGCACGGAAUUUGCCGGAUCCGGCGACAACAGCUCCGAUCUAUAUUUGAAAGCGAAUCUGGAGAUAUUCUUCCCUAAGGACUGCGAAGGCUACCUACGUAUCAAUACAGUUAAUCUGUAUGAUUCGCUGCAGGAGGCGAGCAAUGAGAGUGGCGCCACGGAGGAGAAACCUGCCAAAGAUGUUUACGACUACUAUGACAACUUGAGCGCCGAGUCCUCGUCCGAUGAACAUGCGUCAAACGAGUUUGAACAUCUACAUCCCAAGAGCAGUGAAUUGUCUGUUGAUCUAAGCAGGAAUCUGUUGCGCUUCGCCUUCCACGAUGGUCUCAUAAGCGAAGUGUGUCCCACCGAUGAUGAAUCGCCUUGGGUGCUCAACUUUAAGAAGGGCAUCCUGUCAAGCUUUCAAAAUACCAUGUUACGUUUCGAUGUGGACUUCAAUACCACCGAAACGGAUAUAUCGGGCGAAUGUCAGGUACAAUAUUCAUUGGAGUCCACCGACGACGUCUAUGUAACCAUACGUAAGACAAAGGAUAUAUCCACAUGUCGGCGACGCUAUGCUACCCACUCGGUGCUGCAAACUACGCCGUACACAUUCCGAGACGAUAAAACCAUAUGGCCCAUACUGAAUUCACAGAGCUAUUGUAAUUUGACCAUUGAUAACAGCGUUUACCGCGAUAUCAACUGCUUGGAGAGCCAUUUGUUGGUGCCCUUUUCGAAUGGCAGCUCUGGCGCAUUGACCACGACACGAAGCUCACUGCGGCUGAGUAGUGAAGACUCUUACGGCUUAAGCGAAUUUCUGGAUAAGAAUGUCGAGUUUGUUGAGCGGCGUUCUGCGUUGAUCUUCGAUCACACACCACCUGUGAAGCCCAGCCAUGAUGAGAUCAAAGCGGCACGCGACCAUCUAAUGCAAAUGUGCGUUGUGGGCUUUCCUAACAUUCAACGCGAGUUUAUAGAUGUUUUCACAAACUUUCUGCAAACGUCGAAGAGUCUGGACUAUAAAACGUUGACUGUGCUGCUGGAGCGUUCAGCGAGCAUUUGCGAUCAGGGCAAAAAACACGUACUGGAGUCUCUGCCCUAUAUUGGAAGUACUGCAUCGUAUCAAGUAAUGCGCGAUCAAAUAGUAAAUGAGAAAUUAACUAAGGAGAUGGCGCACAGCUGGAUGAGCUCGCUAUCAUUUAUCACGCGACCGGACGAAGAGACAUUGGAAACCUUUUAUACCAUACUCGACUAUGCUAGAAACAAACUGGAUCCGGAGUAUACACUGGGUGCAACAGCUGUGGUGCACAGCUAUUGCAAACAUCACGAUAAUUGCGACGAGGAUCUCAAGGUGGCACAAAUUAUCAAUCUGCUGGAAACCGAGUUCCUUAGCCAAUUCAAGAGAUAUCGCGGUGAUCGCAAGCAACGCGAACGUUUAAUUAUACUGUUGAAGGGUCUCGGAAAUAUUGGAGUUAUAUCCCCUGGAUUUGCAGAGCAAUUGCAGUUGAUCAUUGACAAUAAUGGGGUACCAGUAGACAUACGCUUGCAGAGCAUACUUGCCUUCAGGCGCGUCGACUGCUUCAAGUAUCGCAGCUAUUUCAUGGAUAAGUAUGCCGACUACAUGUUCAAUUCAGAGCUGCGUAUCUACAGCUAUCUGCAGACGAUGCGUUGUCCGGAUUAUAUAUCUAUUGGCUCCAUCAAAUCCAUACUGGAUAAUGAGCAAAUUAAUCAAGUUGGCUCAUUCGUUUGGUCACAUCUCACCAAUUUGGCCAAAUCCAAUUCACCGGUGCGUAUUGAAGCGCAGGGCUUGCUCCUAAACGAUGAGCUUGCUGACAAGUUUAAGAUGGAUAUACGCAAGUUCUCCCGAAACUAUGAGCACAGCCUGUUCUUUGAUGAGUACAAUUUUGGCACCACAACCGAUGCAAAUCUCAUAUUCGGCAUCGAUUCCUAUCUACCUCGAAUGGCCAGUGUCAAUUUUACCGCCGAUCUGUUUGGCCAAUCUGUUAACUUCUUUGAGUUUAGCGCACGUGCCGAAGGCUUCGAGGAGUUAGUUGCAAAUGCCUUUGGCCCGCAAGGCCCGUUGAAUGGUAAACUGCUGCGCAAGAAGCUCGCCUUUCUAAAUCGCUGGCUGGGCAAUGAGAGCGCCGAGGAUGAUGAUACUUUAGAUAAUCUGCUCAAUUUGGAUAGUUUGCGGCUUAAGCGUAAGGCAGCACAAAGCUCAGAGUCCGUAGAAGAUGUUGACUACAAUUUCGAAGAUGAAAUUGCUGAUGCUCCUCGAUCAAAACGCGAUGCAGAUGCUACUGCAACGGCACGAAAACAGGGCAUUGUGCGCAAUGUUGACCAAUUGGGCUAUAAGCUGAAGUACGACUACAACAAUCCGCGAGCACAAUUUGGGCUGCGCGUUUUCGGCAACGAUCUGCGCUACUAUAACAUCGAGUCCAUGUCGGAAGUGGCGAAGCUAAUUACGGAGUUCAAUCCGUUCUAUCAGGCGCAAAAAGUACUCUCCGGCAAGACCCUCAAUUACAGAAAAUCGCGCGUAUUUCUCGAUGCCUCAUAUACCGUUCCGUUAGCGGUGGGCAUGCCUCUGGCUAUACAUGCAUUUGGUGCCUCUUCUAUUGAUUUGAGCAUAUCGGGUAAUUUGGAUAAAUUGGACGUUGAUUGGCAUUUCGAUGUCCAGGGUCACUUCAAGCCCUCUGUCUCUGUGGAUGUGAUAACCACAAUGCAAACGGACAUGUUCUGGGGCCAGUCAGGCAUCAAGGUCAAGAGCAAUUUGUACUCCAACUCGGAGGUGGAGGCCAAUCUGAAGAUGCGCGGCCGAAAUCUUGUUUCCUUUUCUUUCAACCUGCCGCAGGAUAAGAAUGAAAUCUUCAGUGCACGCUCUGAGCUGCUGGUGGUUAAGCGUGAUCAAGAGAUGCCACAGGCGGGCAUCGCGAAACGCAGCUCCAAUACCACAUGCACCUGGCCCGUGCUGGACAAAGCAAUUGGACUGCAAAUGUGCUCUCACUACAGUGUACCAGAUCUGAGCAAUACAACAGAAGCUUUGCCCAGUUUAUUGUUGGCGGGACCGCUCAACUUUAGUGUUAUACUCAAAAAGUCCGAUUUGACGGCCAAAAAAUAUGUAUUUGAAUACAACUGGGAUCAGCAGGACGACGACAAUAACAUUACGUUGGUAUUCAGCACGCCUGGCUCCCAAAUUCCUCGCAUUCUAGUGGCUAAUUUAACAAGUGUACCACAUGCCCUAAAUGCAUCUGUUGCCUUUGUCAAUGGCAAAAACCACGCAUCUGCUGGAUGCAGAUAUAAUAGCAAUCCAGAUUACAGACGUCUCGAUGUCUAUCUGGACACUAAUGGCAAUCGCUCACUGGAUCUUGGCAUGGAGCUGCGACGCUAUCAAGACUUUACUGCCUGGAUCUAUAAGCCACGCAUGCUUUUGACCAUCAAUGGUGUGAACAUAACGGGCCUGGUCGGCUCCAUCAAGAUCAAUGAGAAGAAUGGCAUCAAGCAGCACGACAUUGAUCUCUCCUUUGAGACAAAGAAGCUGCAAGCUCUGGUCAGCGGUAACAUUGUGCAAAGCGAGGUGACGACCUCAACGAAUAUGACUGUGAACUAUAGGUUCCAAGCCUCCAAGAUCGAAACCAUCAACUUUGCUGGACGUCUAGUCAACAACGGCGAUAAGUCGAAGACAGAGUAUCGUGGAAAUGUGAAGCUACGCACCACAGCAUAUCCAAAGCUUAACUUUGCCUCAAAUGCUACCUGGCUGAGCCUGCAAGGACAUACCGAAGGCUUCUUAACUUACAACAAUGCGCCCGACUAUGUCAAUCCUAACUACACCAGCAUGAUUAGAGUUAUUUUUGCACGCUCCAGCUCAGAGAAUAUUACAAUUGAAGGCUCACGAACGCGUGCCAGCUUGGAGUUGAAGCUGCCCAAAACAAACAUCGACUAUCGCAUAUUGGUUAAGCAUGAGGAACGCAGUAAAAAUGGCACCGAGCACAAUGUCAUUGUGGGCCUGAAGUAUGCGCCCGAAAAGGAAGUAACUGGCCUCUUCUCCGUACAUCUGCCACGUCGCAGCCUCUUUGCCAUUGAUGCGUAUAUGAAUGUGUCUGUGCCCGAUUUCAAUUCCUGCACGGCUAGUGUGAAAGUCAACGAAAAAGCGCCCAAGGAUUAUAUGGUGUUUAUCAAUGGUUCUUGGUUUACGGGGCACUCGAUAGCUGUCAAGGGCAACUACAAGGAUCGUAGUUCGCGUUUGCAGGCGCUGCUUCAUUUGAAAUUGAUCGUGGAAAGUCCGUCGUUUGAGACGACCUCAGUGAACAUGGUGUACAGACGCAAUCAGCUGCUGAUCUUCUUCGAUGUGCAGAGCAAACACGGCAAGGAUCCCUAUGGACUGACUGUACAAUAUGCAUCCAAUGCGCACAAUCGCAAUUCCAAUGCCGAGGUGCGUCUAAAGAUUAAAGAAAAGGAUUACUGGAUCAAUUCGAAAUUGCUGUCAGAGCAGCCCAAGCUAUUACAGGUGGAGAUACACAUGGACAAACUUCGGGAUAUACACAUUAAAUUGGGUCUCCUUAACAUUGACAAACGCAAGGAGCUUUCGCUGGAUCUGAAAUGGGAUGCCAAUCGCGAUCCCUCAGAACGCUUGGGCCUGCUCAUGGAGUACAAUAAUCCGGGUAAUAAACAUUACGACGGCAAUGUGAUGAUAACCUAUCCGGAACGCACAAUAAACUGUGGCUUCAGCACAUAUACGGGUGGCCCCACAUACUAUGGCAAGGCUCAGGCCUCCUGGAGCAUCACAGAGGCCAUUGAGUUCAGCUAUAACGCAGGCAUUAUGCCCGGCAAGGACCUUCACAAUUGGUUGCAUGCAGAGGUCAAUACACCUUUCGACGGCUGGCGUACGAAUACACUGACAGCUGGAGUCUACAAUGUGCAAAAUCUGAUAUUGAUCAACUCAACGCUAUCGUGGGCAGAAGAUCAAAAGUUGCAACUGGGCUAUAAGAGCGAUUACGAUAUACACGAUCAGUUGGUUAGCUUUGAUGUGCGAUUUGGCAUCAACAGCACCAUCAAAGACAUACCCACCAUUAAUGUGAAGGUUGCGCACUGGCAGGAUCCAAAGAAAAUCGAUACAGAUCUUUAUCUUAGCUACAAGGGACAAAACGAUACCUUUAACACCUACAGUGUUAAAUCCAUCUGGGAUGUAAUUCGCAAUCAACGUUAUCAGAAUAUUUCGGGCACUGUCGCCCUGGUCAGUCCAUUCGAAGGAUAUCGGAAGGGCGGGCUGGCAGCCAUGUUUAUGUUAAACAACAAGCGUGAAGUGCAAGGUGCAGCCUCUUUGGAGUUUGAUGUACGCGAAUUUACACUCACGAUGGACGGCUAUGUGCGGAAGUUCACGGAUAAUAUGCUAAUAAUAAAUAUCACAACGCCCUUGGAGAAGUUCCGCACUAUUCACGGACGUUUCGGCUUGAAUGAGAAGAAGCGACACGCUGUGGCAGAGGUGCGUGCACCAACUGCUGCGUUGGGUAUCGAGGCGCUGGCGGAUAUCAAGAAUUUACUUGACUUUGAUGUUAAGCUCAGCGUGGCUACGCCCAUUGAAAGCUUCCAGCAAGCGGCCGUGUUCGGUCAGGUUAAUACGGAGCGUGUGGACAUGCGCGGCAUAUGGAACAAUUCAACGUUGGGCUUCACUGGCGUUUGGCAUAUGAAAAAUAUGACAGACUUUGAAUACUCGUAUUUCGUUUUCACACCUUUGGCUGGGUUCGAGGAGAAUGGCUUCAUUGCACAGGUGCUUAAGCGGGAGAAUUUUAUAUUCAAGCUGCAUGGAAAGCUCUCCCACUAUAAGCUGGGCGUCAAGAUCAAUGGCCAACCCAAGCCGAAGCUGGUCAAUCAGUUGAGCAAUCAAAAGAUGUUGUUAGAUUUGCACUUUGAUGAUGACUUCCAACCACCAAAAAUACCGGUUGACGAAGAAGCCGAGGCAGAGGAAGAGGAAGAUUACCUCUCCUACUUGGUUAAUUUCGAGGUGGACACGCUAGUCUGGCCCACCAUACUUGGCGAGGUGGAUAUGCAAGAAAACAUGGACUUCUACUUUAUACUGGGCAAUGUGCAUCUACCCCAAGGCCGCGUAGAGUUCAGGGAUCGUCUGUACUUCCCCGACUAUAUUAAUGUGCUCAACGUUCUAACCGUGACCACACCCUUCGACAUAGCCAAGGACUUCAAAUCUGUGGUGGAGUAUCACAUUGAUUUGAAUUUCAAUGCCUUCUAUCAGCGCGUGUUCUUCAUGAUAAACGAUGACAAAGCUAAGGUGCAGCAAAUGGGCUUCGAGGUUAACUACACCAAAGUGGUGGAUAAUGUCAGGCCCAAGGCUUACAAUGUCGAACUGAAGCUAAUUACGCCCUACAAGCAGCUGCCCGAAAUUAAUAUAUAUGGCAAGAUCGAGCUGGAUGACAAUGCCUACAAGGGUAACAUUACCUCGAUUACAGCACACACACAUCUGUCUAUGGCCGCUGCUGUGGAGAAUGAAGACAAUUUCCUGGAAACAUCUAUUGGCAUUCUGCUCGAAACGAACGUUAUACCGCACUACGCCUGCAAUGCCUACUUCAAAAAGGACUUUUCUGCAGUGGACAAUAUUAUCGACAUACGCUUUGAAGUCACCGACAAUGGCGUGGUUAACAAGCUGCAAAUCGAAUCGGAUUGGCAUACAGAUCCUGCUUAUUAUGUCAAUGUCAAUGGCAAGGUGCAUACUACAAUGCUGCCACUGCAACUGGCCUCCACUUCAAUUAGUGCCACAAAGGGGCCCAGUCCUCAGUUAAACUUCGAUCUGAACUUCCUCAGUCGAGAUGGUCAGAGCAUUGCAUACGGCACGCGGGCCAAUAAGAAACAGGAUGUGUUCAAUGUGGAAGUGUGGACACCGUUGAAGAACUACAGAAACAUCUCCAUGCACGGCAGCAUUGUUCGCAAUCCACAAGAUCCGCAACGCUACGAUGUGAUGGGAAACCUGUAUCGCAAUAUGGCCACCUAUGACGUGCGAGGUGUGGUUCGCAUGAAAGAUACCUUGCCAAUCGAUGUCACACUGCGUGUUCAGCCCAAGUCAGGCGGUCGCGAUGGCGUCAUUGAGCUGAACAUCAAUGAGGCGGGGCCGAAGAAAAUUCGGUUCUCCUUUAGCGCCAUCGAAGAUGGCAAGAUGUGUCAGAUAUCUGGUGGAUAUAGCGUCAGCGAUAGAAAUGGACCCAUGGACUUCUCUGUGUUGGUUGAGAGCACAGAACCGGAAAUCGCUCGUAUCAAUUUCUAUGGCAAUCUGAAGGCCGUGGAACAGGGUCGCCUGGUGGGUGAUGUGAACCUGCAGACACCAUGGAAGCAGUUGGGCAUUGAUUCAGUGCAUCUGCACUCCGAAGUGGGUGUACGAAACGAUGGCGGCAAGAUCGUCGGCGAGUAUCAAAUUGGCAAGUAUAUUGGACGCGGCAGUUGCGUGUGGUCCUGGAUACUGGCCGAGAAUAUGCAGCUAGUGCUGGAGAGCUAUAUGGAACGUCCCAAAUCACAGCCGCGCAUCGUGCACGCCAGCGCAAAAUACUUGAAUCCGGGCAAGACAUUCCUGCAACUGCAAUCAGGUGGCCGUCUAAGUGUCGAUUCUAAAUGGAAUCUGGAUGUGAACGGCAGCUUGCAAUACAAGUCGUCCGAUGACCUCCAAUUCGCUGUGCUCACCCAGCUGCCAUUGCCUGUGGGCGAUAUCCACAAGCUGAGCGGCAGCUAUCGCGGCAAUAUUAUUAGCAAACAGCUAAACGCUCCAGAAUUCUACAUUCAGGGCGGCUAUGAAGCAUUGGAGGCACAACGCAAGCUUUCAACGCAUUUCAGCUAUCACAACGAUACGAAAUCUCUCCAGGGUGUGGCUCAUGUGGGUUGGGGCGAAAAGAAGGAUAUGUCGGUCAUCGAAGGCGACUUCACCUUGUUGCAAAAGCAAAAUUAUCGCCGAGAAUUCCAAGCGAAGUUGACAACGCCCCAGUUCAAGGGAGAACACACAUUCGGACUGAGCGGCCACUACGACAAGUCCAAUGCGGAAUAUCUCAACUUGGUCUGUGCCUUGGAUUACCCAGCAAGUCGUCGCAUAACCGAUUUGGAUGUGUCCUUCAGUUCACUGACCAACAUGCAUGGUGUAAUCAACUCAACCACGCCUUUCCUCAAUAUAUCUUGGUUCAAAACAGAUUUUGAAUUCACAACAAAGAGUGGACAAAGCUAUCGCUACGUGCGCUGCAACUGGCCCAAGGACAGCGCCUUCUUUAAGUUGAAGAGCAACUAUGACAGCGAUAGCACCAAUCACAAUUUAAAUGGCAACAUCGAAAUUGAAGUACCAUUGACCACGAGACAUCGGGCGGACAUAGUUUACGGUCUGCAGGAACGUGCCAACCUGGAUUCGGGCAAUCUAAAGGUUGUCUACAAUACGCAACAAAUAUUGGAUGGCAAGUACAAGCGUGUGGAGGUGAAGAAGCAUCCCUUCUACAAGGACACAACUGAUAUAACACUGGAGAACGAUAUGAAGCCGCUGGGCAUACACUACGUUAGCACGAGGGAUAUCCGCAAUGCAGGUGCACCGAAGGACAUCAAGCACAUUGAGGUCUUCGAGCUGCGCAACACAAAGAAUUUCAAUCUAACGGGAGAGCUGCAUGCGUUGACCACUGCCACUGCUCAGGAAUUCAAGGUGGUGGCCGUACAUCCAAAUCGUGCCGUUAUCUUGACCACCCGGUACGAGAAUGUCAAUCCACAUGUGGUCAAGCAGCAUGCCAAGAUCGAGCUAUCGGAGACAGCCUGGAUAGGCUAUAACUUGGAAUUGGGCAAUUUUAGCACGAACGGCAAUGAAUCUCAGCGUUACGCACUGGAACUCUUCUAUCCGAAACGCAAUCUUUCCUCCGCUGGCUGGUAUUAUCUGACCGAUAAGCAAUUCAAUGCUGAUCUGCGUUUGAAAUGGGCUGGUACUGGUGCUCACGAAGAGUCCAGGAAGAUCCGCAGCAACUUCCAAUGGAGAGCUGAACCAUUGCAUAGGGGCGAGCGGGAUCAUCAAACAUUUAGCUGGACGGUGGCUCAUCCGUACCUCGAGAAGGACAUCAAUUGCAAGGCCACGUAUUACCGUGGCUUGCAGGAUCUACUUAAAACUCAUUUGACCAUUGACUAUUCUAAGGAUCCCGCACAGUUGAUUACGCUUGGCGCUCACCUGCGCGAUUUGUACAAUGAAAAGGGAUACACGAACUAUACGUUGAAGAUCUAUGGCUAUCAUCCGGCAUCGGAACUGGACGUUGAGAUGAAUGGUACGCUGGUGGCGCGGCCUUCGUACUAUAAGACGGAGUCAACAGCUCACUACAAACGCGACUAUUCACCCUUGUAUGGCAAGUUUUUGGCUCUGGUGGAUCUGAAUAAACGUGAGCUGGAGUACGAGCGUCGCUCGCCCUACCACGCCGUGCGUCUUUGGCUAGUGCCAACUGUAGAGUAUCCGGUAUACGGCCUGAAUGCAACUAUUUGGGACACACCCGACACCAAUCACACGGGCUAUGUCUAUGUAAAUCUAGUGGAUCGCACUGCACGCAUGGAUUUCAAUCUGACUGAGGACGCCAGCCAGAAUUUGCAAAUGGUGGGCUAUAUACCCGAUACUCGUAGUGGUUAUCUGGACAUUUGGCGCAAUUAUGAGGAAAUACGCAUCAUUGAUGUGAGCUCUUAUCUGAAGAUGAACCAUUCUCGCCUGAUCACAGGACGCUUCCAUUGGCGUCCCAGCAUUAGGGACGAAUUGCGGGAGAAAAUCGAAAGCAUGAGUAAUUCGCUUUACACCUCCUUCUCGGAUGGCAUUGAUUUCUGGAUCAAAUCUCUAUACACCGAGUCAGUGGAAUCGAUGGGCGUCAUCUGGGGUACAGCCAAGGAAUACAACAAAAACUUUAUUGACGAUAUUAGCCAGCUGAGCGUAUUGGAGGAAGAUCUUAACGAUUUGCGGCUUUUUGUCAAUCAGUCGUACGAGGCAAAUGAUUUCUAUAUCAAAAAUGUGGUCAACUUUACGCUGACCAUAUUGGACGAGCUGGCUAUCAGGGAUCACAUCGAGUCGGUGCCAAAGAUAUUCUCGGAGCUGUGGCAUGCCAUGGGUGAUUCGGGCAAGGCGCUGCGCAAUAGCAUUGUCUGGCUCAUAGAAACCAUUAAAACGACCUACAACAAUGUUUUAGAUGCCAUCACUCGCUUUUUCCAUGGCGAAAGUCUAACCUACAUAUCGACGCUCAUGGGAAAGGGCAUAGAGAAGUAUGAUAAGUUCGUCAAGGAGCUGCACAUCAAGUUCAUAAAAUACAUUGAGAAUUUGUGGAAUAAAUUCUGGCGUCUGGCGGAGACCUAUUGGCUGAGUGUACUCAAGCGCCUCGAGCCGCACAUGUUCAAGAUCAUCAGCUUUAUAGAGACCACACUCUGGGAUCUGAGCAAGGAGGUGUUUGACUUCAUAUACAAACGGACCAACGAACUAGCUGAAUCGCCCUAUUUCAAUAAAAUGUCCAGCUUUACUGCCGAUGCGGAACGCCUGUACAGGGAUAUCCAGGCGAAUGAUGCUAUUACGAAUAUUAAAAAGUAUUCGACGCUGGCAUGGAACUUCAUCAAGGAGAAGUAUUUCAAGCUGGUGCCAUUUGGAGCUGAGCUACAUGAGGUACUUACGGAAAUCUGGCAGGAGAUCAAGGAGCUACAAAAGAUCGAACAAGUGCAGGUCGUGGUGCAAAAGUACAACGAAAUUGUAGCCAAGUUGGAAUGGAUAGCCGAUGAGCUGCAGCUGGAGUAUCGCAUCCAUCAACUGUAUGGACUGUUGCGCAACAAGUUCCGAAACUAUGCGCUGAAUGCUCUGGAAACGGCGGACAUGUACAGGGAGGCCAAGACGAAGUUCAUCUUUGAUCCGGAGGUGGGCAUCAUUGAUCUGGAACAGAAGCUGCCCAUGUCCUGGCAUGCAUUCAAUGAAACCCCCAAAUUUGAGGAGAUACCCGAAUAUAAAAUGCUGUCCAAGGUGAACAGCUUCCUCAGCGAAACCAACUCCUCGAUCAUCAUGAAGCUGUACAAUAUGAGAACCCAUCUGGAUCCGAAGACCUGGCUGCCUCCCUACUAUUCACGUGCUUUACUCAUCGAUUCACGUCACUAUAUGACCUUUGACCAGCGUUUUGUGGGCCUCAAUUUGAAUUACGAACAGCUGCAAAAUGGUGGACGCAAUGGACGUUGCAGCUAUCUGUUGGCACACGACUUCUUCAAGCGUAACUUCACGCUGUUGCUUGAGCCAGCGGCCCAGCCCCUGAAUGGCCGCGAAGCAGGAGAUUUGCCUACGCGCAAGCUGAGCUUCAUUGCAAAUGGAGAGCUUAUUGAAAUAGAUCUUGGCACUGAUCACAUUAGCAUCAAUGGCAAUCCCCAGCCCAUAUUACCUCUGAAGCUGGGCGCUGUUAACAUUUAUCGUGAGUUAGAUAUUCUGUCCAUCAUCUCGGAUACACAGUUCAGUCUGCACUGCAAUGUUCAGUUUGAUCUCUGCUGGUUUGAGGUGAGCGGCUGGUACUUUGCCAAGACAGCUGGAUUGCUGGGCACGCUCAAUAAUGAACCCUACGAUGAGUACACAAUGUCCAAUGGCUUGAUAACGGCACAAACACAACAGUUCACCGAUUCCUGGAGUCUGCAGCGUUGCCAGCAGACACAGUUUGUCAAACCGUUGCCCAGAAGUCCAGAAGUGUUGCAGAUAUGCAACAGGUUCUUCCGUUCGGGCAUUUUGUCUGCUUGCAGUGCUGUCGUCGAUUCGGCGCCUUUCUACGAGAUGUGCCUGGAUCUGGGCAUGAAAUCACAGCCCAUACGCCCGGGUCAUCCAGCUAUAAAGGGUGCCUGUGCUGCUGCGCUAGCCUACAUCGAGACUUGUACCACGUUCAAGGUGCCCAUGCGUGUGCCGGAUCAGUGUGUGUUCUGCCAGCUGGCAAAUGGUUCGUAUGUGCCGGAGGGCAAGUUUAUAGAGCUCAGUGGUGCGGAUAUACCGCGCAGCAGCGAUGUGGUAUUCAUAGUGGAGGCUAAGUCUUGUAAUCAGAACCUCAAGGAGACCAAGAGCAUUAUGAGUGUCGUGGCCAGCAUUGAGGAGCAACUGCAGGCUGCUAAGAUAACCAACAAUCGCUAUGCGGUUGUGGCCUUUGGUGGCGUUGAGCCUUACGAUAAGCCGCGCAGCAUUAUCUACGAGCGUAAUGUGUUUACAUCCAAGCCCGAUCAACUGGCGGAAUACUUUGCGCAUAUCAACACAGGAAAUGGCACCAGCAAGGAUAUCCUGCUUGCCAUUUCAACGGCAUCGCGUCUGAACUUCCGGCCAGGUGUAUCGAAGACCUUCAUUUUGCUCUCGUGCAGCAGCUGCUCGCCGAAGGACAUGCGCUUCGAUUACACCUCCAUAUUGCAGUUCAUGCUGGAGGAGAGCGUUAAUUUGCAUAUUUUGGCGGACACCGAGUUUGAUUUUGAGCGCACCAAGAAACUGCGUCACUUCUUUGGCUUGGACAAAAAGCUGGUCUACUCGAAACGUUUCCCCGAGGGCGAUGAGGAGACGCGCAGCCAGGUGCACAUACCCAAGAGCAACUUAGGCAUUUGCACAUCACUUGCGCUGGAGACAAACGGAUCGGUAUUUAGUGCACGCAAAUUGGCGCCGGAGCGCAAGUAUCCGAUUAUGCGAUUUGCCACUAUUUUUGCCAAGCGUGUUGCACAGAGUGCCAAGCCCAUUGAUGCACAAACCUGUGAGUGCUCCGGCCACAAUUCGGGCGUGGCGUAUGUAGCCUGUUCGCCACAGGAGUUGCCUGAGGAUAAGGGCAAUCUGGAUGAUUACGACGUUUUCGACGACUGGGAGUGGGAAGACGAGAUAGAUAAAGAGACAUAAGCGAACACAUUUAAUUAAGUUUGUAUUCGAUUAGUUAAUUAGUUAAACGAUGUAAAGUUUUUGUCAAAUAACUAAACAAUAUUUUGUAAAAAUAAAUAACAUAAUGUCGAA